CUGGCAGCAAGUCGGUCGGAGAGGCUUAGCACUUUCAACAGGCACAGACAACCCUUCAACAGGACCACAUUUCAGCAGCGACAGCAGCAACCGCCGCGUCUCUUAUAAGAAAUACACCAUGGCCGAGAUAGCGAUAGAGGAUGGAAAGGCUUCCAAUGGCGAUGCGCACCUCCAGGAGCCGCUGGCCAACGGACAGCCCGGCGGCCAGCCGAGCAAAGCACCAGAAACAACCGGGGAGAAGUUAAAAAGAAUAGCCUUAGCCAACCUGUUGGUUAUUCUAACAGUAGCUGGUGUUAUCAUUGGAGUGGUGAUUGGGCUUGGUGUGCGUUCAGCGGGACUCAGCAAAAUACAGAUCAUCUAUUUCGGCUUCCCCGGCGAGCUUCUGAUCCGUCUGCUGAAAAUGAUCAUCAUUCCCCUGGUCGUUUGCAGUCUCGUCUCAGGGGCCGCCAGCAUUGACCCCAAAGCCCUGGGCAAGCUGGGCGGGUGGGCGAUGCUGUUCUUUCUUGUGACCACCUUGAUCGCAUCAACCAUCGGGGUGAUCAUGGCAUUUCUGAUCAAACCCGGAGUAGUGGCCGGCGACAAACCCUUCAUCGCUGGUUUAGACGAGGGAGGGGUGCCUCAGGCGAAGGAGGUGAUCGACUCCUUUUUAGACUUGAUCAGAAACAUCUUCCCAAGCAAUUUGGUGGCCGCAGCAUUCCAGUCGUAUGCCACACAUUAUAACCUCAAGGAGGUGAACGGGACGUUCAACUUGACCGUGGCCAAGAUCCCCUAUGGUAAGGAAGUGGACGGCAUGAACAUCCUGGGCCUGGUGGUGUUUGCCAUCGUGUUCGGCAUUGCGCUGAGGAAGCUUGGCGAGGAGGGCGAGAUCCUCAUCAAAUUCUUCAACUCCUUCAACGAGGCCACCAUGGUGCUCGUCUCCUGGAUCAUGUGGUAUGCUCCCCUGGGUAUCAUGUUCCUGGUGGCGGAGAAGAUCGUGGAGAUGGAGGACGUGGGCGUGCUGUUCGCCAGCCUGGGCAAGUACAUCGCCGCCUGCAUGGUGGGCCACUUCGUCCACGGCAUGCUGGUGCUGCCCGCCAUCUACUUCAUCAUCACGCGCAAGAACCCCUACAGCUUCCUGCUGGGCAUCGUCACGGCGCUCGCCACCGCCUUCGGAACCUCCUCCAGUUCGGCCACGCUGCCUCUGAUGAUGCGCUGCGUGGAGGACCAGGGCGUGUCCAAGCACAUCAGCCGCUUCAUCCUGCCCAUCGGCGCCACGGUCAACAUGGACGGAGCCGCCUGCUUCCAGUGCGUCGCCGCUGUCUUCAUCGCCCAGCUCAACAACGUCUCGCUCAACUUCAUCCAGGUCAUCACCAUCCUAGUGACAGCCACAGCGUCCAGUGUUGGGGCAGCAGGCAUUCCAGCAGGUGGAGUCUUGACCCUGGCCAUCAUCCUUGAGGCAGUGAGCCUGCCCACCAAUGACAUCUCCCUCAUUCUAGCUGUCGAUUGGCUAGUUGACCGCACCUGUACGGUGUUGAACGUGGAGGGCGAUGCGUUCGGCGCGGCGCUGCUGCAGUUCUUCGUGGACCGCACCGCGGCCAAGGAGGAUCAGACGGGCCAGCUGACGGAGGUGCGCCUGGACGACGGCGACGGCCCCGCCAAGCCGGAGAACUCGCCCCUCAUCGAGAAGCGCGGACUGCCCGCCGACACCCCCCCGGCCUACGCCACCAACGCACAUGACAUGGAGUCGGUCAUGUAGAGGACCAGUGUCCUGUGUCGCCCCCUUCUGGAUGAGAGUUGGCAACACACUCUCUCCGCAUCCUGAAAGCCAACCAAAGUGAACCAUGCACCACUUUUCCCAUCACAUGCCAUCCUCCAGACUGAGGUGCUGUAAAGAGGUUGGCCAUUGAUCUCUUGACCCCCACCCCUGAACUGUAAUCAUGGACUACUGUAUAUUUAAACAUACAGCUCCCGUUCAUCUCUGCCCCUCUUCAUAAGCUCUGUGUCCUCUCUAUCAGAGGAAGAAGUCACAAAACGAACAGAGCAGAUGACCUUCAGAGAGUGAGGGCAAAAAGAAAGCAGUCACUCUCUUAAUGCGAUAUAUUUAUUAUAAGUGGUCUGGAAAUAUGUCAUGUCACAUGUCUCAAGUCAUGUCUUUUUAAAAUGCUUUUUUUUAUUUUUGUUUUGUUUUUAUCUUAAGCGCUGGUCAUAUCAAAUUCAUGCGAAGCAUGUAACAAUAUCGUCUUCAGCCUUUUAGAGGUACAACUGCCGUUUCACCAGUCCUUACUUUUUAACUUUUUUUUUUUUUUUUUUUUGUAUUUUGAGAUUUUCUUUUAAACGAGUCUAUUUUAUUAUUAUUAUAUUUGAUAAGUCUUCUCCUGUCCCACCGUGUCCUUCAGAUGAAGCCAUAUACUCACUCGCACACUUACCGAAAGCACCAAGCCAAAGCUGAAGAGUCUCCAUGUCCAUAAGCCCGCUUCUCUGCGCUGCUCUGUAAAGAGUCUCGGCUGCUAGGGCUCCUGCAAGCCUACGACAACACUUCUCUGAGCUGCUAUGUGAGAGUCUCAGCCACCAGGGCUCUUACAAGCCUACGACAACACUUCUCUGCGCUGCUCUGUAAAGAGUCUUGACCGCCUAGGGCUCCUACAAGCCUACGACAACACUAGACCUCAUGCGUAAAUGAGGACGUGAGAGAUUUUUUAAAGAUGUGUUUGUGUUCUGAUCGUUUUUUUGUGUGUGCUUGUGCGUAGUCGGUGUGGUCCUUAACCGUAAAAGUUCAGUUCAAUUUAGAAGCACAACCCUACAUGAAGAGCUUGCACAGAUUUUAAGCAGUGACGUCAUUACCUAGCUGGGUCCUUCAGCCACGUGUUACUGAACAUUUGAGCGCCAUCUUGUGCGUCUCUCUCCAAUAGUUAAGCACAACCACAAUGCAACUUCCUGAAGGAUUUCCACAGGACCUCUGUGAUCUGUCUGUUUUACUCCAUGCACAAAAAGUAGCAGUAUGACUGACUUUGUAUGUCUGCAGAGAGAUGAUGUAUUAAUGGUGACAUGAUGUAGUGUGGAGGUGUGCAGUCGGCGGCCAUGAUUUUUGUGUUGGGUGUAAAUUGUGGAAUAUUUGUGUUUUUGAUUUGAUUUCUGUUUUCCCCCUCUUUUUUUUUUUCUCGUGCUGGCUUACUUCAAAUCAGUCCUUGGUUACCUGGAAUAUUUUCAUGGGCAUUUAAUUGAAGCUUUGGAUUUCUGGCAGGUUGGCGUUACAGAACAAACCAAGUAAGGUCUGAGACCUACUUCAGACUAUUGUAUUGCAUCUUUUUCUUUGCCCCUCCCACUAGAAAAUGAAAUGUGUUGUAUGCAGUCUAGAACUGGCAAGAUACAGUCGGCCAAGCUUGUUGUCCUCAUUGUUGUAGAAUUUUUGAGUAUGUAUGUAAAUUCUAACCAAUUUUCCCGUUCACAGUUUGUCUGAAGUCUUAGUGUUGUUAUGCACAGAAACCUAUGCAGUUUUUUUUUUAAAUAUAUAUAUAUUUAUCGGUUACAGCUUUUUAUACUUCCCGCUUUGUUUUUUCUCUUUUUUUAUUCGCUUUUUUUGUGCUAAAUUCAACUACCGUAGAUGAUUGUUGACAUAUCUUUUGAGAAGCUUUACCAAAGCCGCAGAAGUAGUCACAGCGUAUAUUAAAAUAACCUAACGAUAAAAAAGUCUUCUUGGAACUGCUUGGCAUCCGCGCUGCUUCCUGUAACUUCCUGGUGACUUCACGGUGGAGUGAAGAAGACUACACCGGUUAUAUUUUAAUCAGAACCUUUGACUGGGAAGAUGAGCUGACGUUUUUAGAGAGAUAAAGAUGGAGACCGACAGACCAUGAACAAGUCCGUUUUAGGCAGUCUGCGGGGGUGUCAUUUCAAGGUCAUAACCACAGAUUAGGCAAACGUGUCAUUCUGAACAUGAUUGAUACCCAAAUGUGACCACUUGUACACAAACCAAAAUAUUGAAAUGCUGAUGUCGGAAGUCUUCUUCCGCUGACCCAGUGAAUUCCUCUGAGCUGAGCGGUCGCCCUAGUGACCAGUCCUCGACUGACGGUGUGUCAUGGAACGUCUGUUUUAUUUCAGUUUCAUCUUGGUGUCCGUUAUCUGUGUGCGAAGCAGAAAAGUCUCUGUUUUUAUUUCAGUUUUUUUUUCUUUCAUUCCAUCUGAAGUUCUAUCACCUGAGGUUCCGUCAGAGUGUUACCUGCCCAGAGAACAGCGCCUGAGUCUGGGCCGGGCCACAUCCGGCUCUGAUCUGGCCCACGCCCGGCCCACAUCUGGCCCACAUCUGUGCCAGUGUGUCCCACUGAGUGCUGCUGCUCUCUGGAGCCUGUGUGCUGAUGUGUAUGGCGUUGAUGUCAAUAUGUAUGGUAUGAUAUGGUCAGCGUGUUGGUGAUUGUGUAGUGAUUCCUGUCAUGUCGAGUCCUGAUGUCAAUCAUUGCCGGAGCCAAAAAUAUCUGUUGGCGCUUUAGAACUCUCUCUGAAUGUAUUCCUCUCGGGCUGUAGAGUAAUAAAGAACAUCUUAUUUUGAACAA
Molecule: messenger RNA, 4523 nt
Organism: Sardina pilchardus (European sardine)
Lineage: Eukaryota; Metazoa; Chordata; Actinopteri; Clupeiformes; Clupeidae
Product: neutral amino acid transporter B(0)-like
Exons: 8
Coding region: 119-1735 (538 amino acids)
Biological process (GO): L-aspartate import across plasma membrane
Cellular component (GO): plasma membrane
Molecular function (GO): L-aspartate transmembrane transporter activity; neutral L-amino acid transmembrane transporter activity; symporter activity
Source: RefSeq, a predicted model, not a curated record